This is a messenger RNA of Ostertagia ostertagi, 483 nucleotides long. The record is from the annotation of a GenBank genome assembly. NCBI's taxonomy places the organism in Eukaryota, Metazoa, Nematoda, Chromadorea, Rhabditida, Trichostrongylidae.
GUUCCAAAUUAUGAUGCAGUAGACAAGUCACCGGGAUCAAGUUUGUGCCCAUCCUUACAGGAACUAUAUAGCGAGGUCGCAGCAAUAUUCGCCUCUGAGCGUCUCACGUUCGACGUUGAGGAAAUGGCAAAUGCAAUAAGGGUCAAGGAUUCAAAGACAUUUAGUAGAACAGUUCAACAGUUCUGCACUUUGGACAAGGACGCCGAUUCAGAUGGAGCACUCCACUCACUGAUCUCAACAUGGCGAGACGAAUAUGGUGGAACUCUCAUUCAUCUGAUUUGUCGCAAUAUGAAGUGCAAUAAAGGUCACGACAGCGAUAAACUCAUUCGUGCGCUGGUCAGUUGGAAUGCUGAACUCUUACGAGUGCAAGACAUACUACGCAAACUUCCUAUACAUCUAGCGGUAGAACAAGGCCAAGCAAGGUUGUCGCGUUGCAACAUUACUAGAACUCGGAUCGCCGGUCUGCUGGCCGGAUUGCAGUAA